AUGAACACCAGCCACGGCUUUAGCCAGACCUACUCGGCCUCCAUCCACAGCCUUGGAGGCAGCUGGGGGCGGCCUGGGAGCGUCCACAGAACUCCCAGCGUCCACGGAGGCGCAGGGGGUGUCCGCAUCUCUCUCUCCUUCACCAGGCCAGGCUGCCUGCCUCCUGGAGGGUCAUGGGCAUCUGGAAGAGGGGGUCCCCUGCUAGGCGGAAAUGGCAAGGCCACCAUGCAGAACCUCAACGACCGCCUGGCCACCUACCUGGAGAAGGUGCGCGCUCUGGAGGAGGCCAACUCGAAGCUGGAAAGCCGCAUCCUACAGUGGCAUCAGGAGAGAGAACCCAGCCACAGAAAAGACUAUUCCCAGUAUGAGGAAAACAUCAGCCACCUGCAGGAGCAGAUAGUGAACAGUAAGAUGACCAACGCUCACAUGGUUGUGCUCAUUGACAACGCCAGGAUGGCCGUGGAUGACUUCAACCUCAAGUAUGAAAAUGAACACUCCUUUAAGAAAGACUUGGAAAUUGAAGUUGAGGUCCUCCGAAAGACCUUGGAUGAUCUGACCAUUGUCACGACAGACCUGGAACAGGAAGUGGAGGGAAUGAGGAAAGAGCUCAUCCUCAUGAAGAAGCGUCACGAGCAGGAAAUGGAGGAGAAUCAUAUGCCAAGUGACUUCAAGGUCAACGUGAAGGUGGACACAGCUCCAGGGGAAGAUCUGAUUAAGGUCUUGGAAGAUAUGAGGCAAGAAUACGAGUUAAUAAUAAAGAAGAAACAUCAAGAGUUGGACACCUGGUUUAGAGAGCAGUCAGCAGCCAUGUCCCAGGAGGUGGCCAGCCCGGCACCUGUUCAAGGCACCCAAAGUGAUAUCCAUGAGCUGAGGCGAACAUUCCAGGCCCUAGAGAUUGACCUGCAGGCACAGCACAAUAGGAAAGCCGCUCUGGAAAACAUGCUGACAGAGACGCGGGCUCGGUACUCCUGCCGUCUCCAGGACAUGCAGCAAAUCAUCUCCCACUAUGAGGAGGAGCUGAUGCAGCUGCGCCAGGACCUGGAGCGUCAGAACAAUGAGCACAGGGUGCUGCUGGGCAUCAAAAGCCACCUGGAGAAGGAAAUUGCCACCUAUCGCCAGCUCCUGGAGGGAGACGAAAGGACAGUGGACGAAUCUGAGUCAAGAAUGAAAGGAUCUGCCGCUUCGACCAUCAAGACCAUUACUCAAGAGAGCAUCAAUGGAAGAAUAGUCCUUUCUCAGGUGAAUGAGAUCCCAAAGCAUGUGUGAGACCAAUAAGUCUCUGCCUGUUGUAAAAACCAUGUUCCCCCUAUGGAAAGUCCUUGCCCAGACACCAAUGGGUGAGUCUCAAUGGGAACCCUUGGAGUUUUCGGAUUCAGAAACUUUAUUCUCUAAUGGUCUCACCAGACUUCCCAUGAUGCUCUUCAUAUAUUGCUGAAAUUUUUGAGUGAAAGAAGCAGUUUAUGAAUUAAAGCUCUA
Molecule: messenger RNA, 1476 nt
Organism: Psammomys obesus (fat sand rat)
Lineage: Eukaryota; Metazoa; Chordata; Mammalia; Rodentia; Muridae
Gene: Krt23
Product: keratin 23
Exons: 8
Coding region: 1-1266 (421 amino acids)
Molecular function (GO): structural molecule activity
Source: RefSeq, a predicted model, not a curated record